This is a messenger RNA of Aureococcus anophagefferens, 2259 nucleotides long. RefSeq lists its product as hypothetical. The transcript is spliced from 3 exons. NCBI's taxonomy places the organism in Eukaryota, Pelagophyceae, Pelagomonadales, Pelagomonadaceae. The record is from RefSeq and is a predicted model, not a curated record. The annotation marks the transcript as partial.
UUCGCGAUGGCGAGAUUCGCGGUCCUUCUCGGCGUCGCCGCGGCGGCCCAGCCGCGGGAGUGGUCCGUCAUCCUCGACGCGCCGAGCCGCUGGGCCAAGCCGCUGUCGCAGGCUUCCGUGUCGCGCGAGCUCGAACCAGUCUUCGUGACGGAGCGGCCCUGGCGCCUGCGGCUGCGCGUCCGGGACCUCGUCGAGCGCUACCGCGGCCGCGGCGCGGCGGAGAUCCUCGAGCGGUCCGGCGUGACGCGCCUCGUCGUCAUCGCCGCGGGCCUCGGCGACGACGUCGCCACGGCGCUCUGGAAGACCGCGCGCGCGGCGGACGCCUUCGGCAGGGCGGUCGUCGACCCGCGGACGACGCUCGUCAUCGCGUCGCCGGACCGCGAGGCGGGCGCCCUGAGCGCGGCCUUCGGCGGCUUCGCGCGCGCGCUCGCCGACGCGUCGGCGCGGCCCACGGUCGUCGUCGAGCCGCCGGCGGCGGCGCCGGCCGGCGCCGCGGCGCUCGCGGUGAUCGACGCGCGGCCCGCGGCGUCGCCGCCGCCGUCGCCGGCCCUGCUCCUCGCCGCCAACGGCGCCGUCGUCGCCGUGCUCCUGCUCCUCAACUACGCGCUCGCGCGCGCCAAGGCGUCGCGCAAGGAGGCGCGGCGCCUCGCGGCGGAUCUCGCGGAGGCCAAGGCGCGCGCGGCCGCCGCGGAGAAGAAGGUCAACGACUACCCGACGGCCCGGCCGAUCAACCCGGCCGUCCUCGAGCGCAAGCGGCGCUCCGACGGCGUGAUCACCGUCUCCAUCUCCGCGGACGAGGCCGCGGACUCGGGCGACGAGAGCGCGAGCGACUUCGCGGACGACACGGACGACGACGCCGACCCGGGCGAGGCCGCGGCGCGGGCCUUCCGCGCGGCGCGCGCCGCGAGCCGCGCCGCGGGCUUCGACGACUCCGGCACGGACGACGACUGCCGGACAACAAACAUGGGCCGGGCCUGGGCAGCCCUGCUCCUGCUCCUGCCGGUGACGCGCUGCGCGGACUUCUCGGACACGCACCUCUACGUGACGCCGUCGAACACGCAGGAGGCCGUGGAGAUCCAGCUCGACUUCCGCAUCACGCGGCGCCUCAACGGCAGCGACGUCGUCUACGUGCAGCUGCCCAAGUUCACCAUCGGCGGCGGCGGCAAGACGCCGGGCGAGAACGUGCCCCGCGGCGAGCUCAUCCUGUCGCCGUCGGUCUACUUCGAGGGCCAGUGGGACGAGGGCGCCUUCGACUCGACGGCCGACCCGUUCCGGAACACGACGCUGUCGCUCUACGUGCGCGAGGAGGUGCGCAUCCCGCCGAACACGGUCGUCAACCUGCGCCUCUACAAGUCGAACGACAUCCGCGUCUACUGCGGCUUCGACGACGUCGAGGACACGGACGACGACGAGUUCUUCAUCUGGACGAACUCGUCGGCGUCGAAGGACGGCCGCUUCUCCAUCGAGAAGAGCGACCGCGUGGGCAACGGCUGCAGCGCCAUGUCGGACUGCGCGGGCAAGGGGUCCUGCGACUUCUGCAAGGAGCGCUGCAUGUGCUACACGGGCCACGGGUCCGGCGACAGCUACCGGCAGGUGAGCUCGAUCGACUGCAGCCUGCUCGAGUGCCCCGUGGGCCCCGCGUGGGGCGCGAUCCCGAAGAGCGCCAUCGACGGCGGCCACGACGAGUUGGUCAUGUGCUCCAACGCCGGCGAGUGCCUCAUGGAGCAGGGCGAGUGCGAGUGCUUCGACGGCUUCACGGGCGAGGCGUGCCAGCGCCGCGUCUGCGCGAACUUCGGCGCCGAGUGCGGCGACCACGGCCAGUGCCUGACCAUGCACCAGCUCGCCAUGCGCGACGACGCCUUCCCGCUCACGGGCAACGCGAGCGCGACCUACGGGGCCGGCGUGUCGGGCGCGAACAAGACGUGGGACUUCGAGACGAUGCAGGGCUGCCUCUGCGACAGCGACUGGGCCGUCGGCCUCGGCGACGGCGAGACGCAGGUCGCCGAGUACUUCGGCGCCGACUGCUCGCGGCGCCGCUGCCCCAGCGGCCGGGACCCGUCGUCCAAGGCCGACGGGACGGACUGCUCGAACGUGACGACGCCCGAGGGCUACGGCGUCGGCUCGAAGCACAACAAGUGCCACUACGAGUGCAGCGGCCGGGGCAACUGCGACUACGGCCGGGGCACCUGCUCCUGCUUCGCCGGCUACGCCGGCGCGGCCUGCGACCGCCUCAUCGGCAACGCGGCCGUCGUCGGCUAG